Molecule: messenger RNA, 6367 nt
Organism: Anastrepha ludens (Mexican fruit fly)
Lineage: Eukaryota; Metazoa; Arthropoda; Insecta; Diptera; Tephritidae
Gene: IA-2
Product: receptor-type tyrosine-protein phosphatase-like N
Exons: 9
Biological process (GO): protein dephosphorylation
Cellular component (GO): secretory granule
Molecular function (GO): protein tyrosine phosphatase activity
Source: RefSeq, a predicted model, not a curated record
AUUGCAGGCUGUCAAUUUGUGCGGACGCUUUGCCUUCAGGGUAGCGAAGUCUGUUUUGAUGAUAAAAUCUUUGGAAAAUGUAUACCAACGACCGGCGUCGAUGUGGAGGAUAUAGAAAAAACACCUCUCACGGAGGAACAAUCUCGCACCCUCGCCACAAUGCUGGAAGAAUUGCAGGGCGCCGGACUUGGUUGGGAUCAUCCCUACGUACAAUGUCGCAUUCAAGGCACUCUUUAUUCACUCCAAAAACAGACUCAGUUACCCCCGAACCUUUGCGCCAACCUGGCACCCACGCCAACCGAUUUCGAUCCCGCUGGCGCUAUGGCUUUCGUACGCUUCACUCCACCCGAAGAGGAUUAUGUUGACGAACGGUAUUUCUAUCCGCCACUGAAAAAACAGCAGCCGGUUAAGGAAGGCAACAGUCUCAACACUAUUCUACAUGAAUUGCAGUUGCAGGACCGUCAACUUCGUCAUGAUCCGCUCGAGCUGGCACAUUUCGGUAAAUUGGACGCACAGGAUCAACCCCAAAUGGAUCCGAAUGUAUUGGAAACCUUCUUGGAGAACGAGCGAGCGCGCAUACAACGUGAACAAAUGGAGCGCACAGCAGAAAUUGAGGCAGCACAAGCGAAUGAGGCGCGCAACCGCUUGGAACUCUAUCAAAUGUUAGCCGCAUCUGAACCGGAUCCGCAGCCGUAUCAACGUAAUCCGAGUAGCGCAAUUGAAAAACUUGAACAGGUGGUUGAGCGCGAACGUGAAGUAGCGGCAAAGGCACCACCACCGGUUUAUGUGCCGGAUGAGCUAUCGAAUGAUUCCAACGAAUUAUACUUUCCGGAACAUUUUGCUUCUUUCAAACGCACCUCAAGCAAACACGCAGGCAGAGUUAAAGGCAGGCCAGUGCAGCGCUCAUUCUUCCGCGAAUUGGCCGCCGAGCAAGGUUUGGAGCAAGAACCUUUGGUGAAUCAUGAUUUCAGUGAAAAUGCGAUCGAUGAAUCCGAUCCGAUGUUUUUGCCCACAUACAAACGCAACAACGCAGAUGAUUAUGCCAGUGACUCCGAACGCAAACAAAUGGCUUUCGAAGAUAGUCUCAUACGCAAUUCUUUGACACCCUUCGAAGAAGAAGCGAUGCUCUCCUCGAAUACUUAUGCUCGUAAUGCGCAAAAACCACGACCCGUGUUUACGGAAGGUGGAUUAGUAUAUGUGCCCGAGGAUGAGGAGGAAGUACGCAAGGCCAAGGCACGUGAAAUACUGGCCAGCAUGUUCGGGUUUACGCGGCAUGAACGUUUGGAUGUAAAGAAACCAGGGCCGUUGAUCGGACCGCCGCCCAAUGCCGUAGAGCCAGCGGGAAAGCAGAAUGACACCGAAGGCGUGAAGGCAGGGAACAAGGAGGUUUUACCAGCGCAUAUUAAAGGCAGUAAGGAGGGUAGCAAAAAGAAGAAGGUGCUGAAGGAUCAUUCCGAUGAAGAUCAUGCUCCGCACACUGUCGACACCGAAUAUGCGCAUGUGUUCGUCAAGAACCCUAUCGAUAGCUGGAGUGACGGUGUGCGCAUCAUGAACGAAUUGGCCAACAUACUACAUAUGCAAGGAUACUUUACCUAUUUAACCGUUCAACCGCACGAAGUCUCUUUCCGGGUGGACUCAAAUAACCCCGAACACAAGACCGCCGCCGAUAUUGCACGCAUCAUUAACGACAAUCGCGGUGUAAAGAAUAACAUCUUGCGCCGCCUGGGCUUCACUGUGCUCCAUGCUGGCGUUGGCGAUAAGAUCAAAGACGAUUCGGAUGUCGUUUCGGCGUCACGCAUUGAGCUCGCCGAGCAAGGGCCUGAUGUGACACACAUUAUGGCUUACAUGUUUGCUGGUGCCGGCGCUGCAGCUGUGAUUGUUAUCUUUGUUACACUGAUACUGAUUAAGCGACAUGACAAGAAACGCGACAAGUUGGGUGGACUCCAGUCGGGCAUUAGUGGCGCAGAGAGUUGCAGCAAAGACUAUCAAGAUUUGUGUCGUGCACGCAUGGCUGGCAAGGGCAGUGCCCCCGAGCCGGUAGCUAGUGGUCGUAUAACAUCGUUGAGUAAGGAAAAUGAUCGGCCACCAUCAUCGCGCUCAAGCACUUCAUCUUGGAGUGAGGAACCGGCGCUAACCAACAUGGAUAUCUCGACCGGGCAUAUGGUGUUGUCUUACAUGGAGGAUCAUUUGCGCAACAAGGGCCGUUUGCAGCGAGAAUGGGAGGCAUUGUGCCGUUAUGAAGCCGAACCGAGUGCACGCGAUGCAGCACAACAACCGCAAUGCACUAAUUUGAAUCGACCAGGUGCUCCGCUACCUUAUGAUCACUCACGAGUCGUGCUCAAUCACUUGGCCAACGCUGAGGGUUUGGAUUACAUCAAUGCAUCGACAAUUACCGACCAUGAUCCACGCGCACCAGCUUACGUCGCCGCUCAAGGACCACUACCGACGACUCUGGCACACUUCUGGCAAAUGAUUUGGGAACAAGGCGCUGUCGUCAUUGUAUCACUGUGUCGCCUGCAGGAAAACGGAGAGAUCGCGUGCGCACGCUACUGGCCUGAAGAGGGCGCCGAGGUUUAUCACAUCUAUGAAGUUCACUUGGUGAGCGAGCAUAUAUGGUGUGAUGACUACCUCGUACGCUCCUUCUAUCUGAAGAAUUUGCGUACCAGCGAGACGCGCACAGUAACACAAUUCCACUUCCUCUCCUGGCCACAGGGGGGCGUGCCAACGCAAGCUAAAGCAUUGCUGGACUUCCGAAGGAAAGUGAACAAGUCCUAUCGCGGCCGCUCCUGCCCGAUUGUGGUGCACGGUAGCGCUGGUGCUGGCCGCACCGGUGCCUACAUACUGCUCGAUCUUGUGCUGGGACGCAUGAAUAAGGGCGCACGUGAAAUCGAUAUCGCCGCCACGUUGGAACAUUUACGCGAUCAACGCGCCGGAUUAGUGGCCACGCGGCAACAAUUCGAAUUCGUGCUAAUGGCUGUGGCCGAAGAGGUCCAUGCAAUUUUGAAGGCGCUGCCAGCAAAUCAAUCGAAUGAAAAGCGCGAACUGGAGGCAAAAGAAACAACAACAGGCACCUUAAAAGAGGAGGAAGCGGGCAGUGAGGAGGUGGUACCAACAACAUCCAAAUCUUCUGCCAAAUCAACCACGGCGGCGGCAGCUGCGUCGGCAACGGCAGGCACAAAAGAAAAGGAGCAGCAACAAAAGGGAAGUGAGAAGAGUGAGAAAGAGCGAGGCAAAACGGAGGUAAAGGAGUCGAAAACCGCACCAACAGCAGCGACUGCGACGCCGACGAAGAGUGCAACGGCAGCGGUGGCGGUGAAGAAAAAGUAAGCGAAGGCGGCGGUGUAGUGUUGAACGCGCGCAUAAACUAAGCGCGCGAGAGCGGUUGGUUUUUUUUUUGUCAGUUAUUCAAACGAUUUUUUUAACUAACUUUUUUAAAAAGUUAAACUUAACAAAAACUUAAACAAGUUUAAAAAAUAUUAUUUCAAGGCACGUAGUAAGUUGGCGAGUUCGAAACAGGCUAAAUUUGGGAGGCAAGAAGCAGGCUUAAUUUUAUUUAAGGACAAAAUUUAAAAAAAAAUUUAAAAAGUUUUCAGUUACAAAAAUAUUUUUCAAAACUAGCAUAGAGAAUUUAAUUACAUUAAAAACGUGUAAUUUUCAUUGCAUUGCUAUGCUUUUUGCAUACUACGCAUAAAAAUAUUGAAAUGCCAAUUCACACAAUCACUUUUGGCACUUGACUUCGUUCAGUGGGGCGCGCAUGCGUUGCAUUUUGCUUUUCCAUUAACGCGUCGUCGCUUCAAUAUAUCAAACCAAUCCAGCCCAUUGAAGCGGUGCGUCUUAUAAAAGUAAAUUGCGCAUGCGCGACAAGCAAAUCAGAACAACACACACAACCAAAAUAUAUGUAGUUUUAGGCAGCAUGCAAAGACAAACAAUUAUUUAUGCAACUUAAGCGAAAACAUAAGAAUAUAUUUGAAAAAAAAUGGAAAAUGGAAAAUUAUCGUAUUAAAUGUUUAUUUCAAGUGAAAAAAGACAUGAAUUAAUUAUAUACCACAACUAAAUAUGCUAUUAUGCAAGUAAGUAAAGAAAGUAUUAUCGAUGUGCAUUGAAAUCUAUUUGAAAUAACCGCGUAUACAUGUACAACAACAAUAAAUACACAACUAUCCGUAUACAUACAUAUACAAUAUUUGAAGAGAUGCUUCGAUUGAAAAAUUACAAAAAAACAUGAAAUGCAAAAAACGAAGCAUACAUAUAGGCCGUAAAAAUGGUUUGAAUUACAAUUUUUUCAUUCGCCCCACAAGCCAGCAAACAGCAGUAAAAAAUUGAUAAAUUAUAUGCAAAAACAAUAAUAGCAGCUUUGAAAGCUCAGCGCAUUCUGCUACCACCACCACCACAACCACGACACCUCCACCUAACACUUCUUGGUAGCAAAUGUUAAUCAAAUGAACAUUUUAAAGGAAACUUUUAUAGAUAUACAUAUUUAUGUUUUUUGAAUGUUCCUACAACAACUAUUUGUGUUAGUUUUAAAUUAUGGCAAAUUUGAUUGUGAUGUGCAAAAUAUUUUAAAAUAUAUAAACAUACAUACUUAUAUAUGUUUGAAUGUCUUACCAAACAAAUUACCUACGACUAUACAUACAUACGAUAAAUACAUAUACCAUAUAUCCAUAUAUAUCAGUGUAAUGUGUACCUAAAGAUAAAUAAUCAAAUAAAUCAACUUCGCAAAUUUAUGUGCAAAAUCAUAUAUUUACAAUGUAUUAAAUGCGUACUAUCAAACAUAAGCAUACAUAUUUACAAACGCUAAGUAAUGACAUUUAAAUACAUAUAUACCUAUGCAUAUAUAUACAUAAAUAUAUAUUAUAUAUUUACAUUAAUUGAAAAAGAAAUCCCACAUUAUGUACUUAUAUACUAUGCAUAUUUAAAAAUACCACAUCAGAUGCGUUCCAAGCUAAACAAAAACCAAAAGUAAGUCAAAUUAAUAUUUAAAAAUUUACUUUGGUUGAUUUCUACUUGAUCUAUUUGUGUGUAUAUAUGUACAUAUUUUACCUACAUAACUACUUAAAUUUUGAUGUAAUGUAAACUUGACACCACAAAAGAAUACGAAAGAAUACACUUUAAGAGUGGUAAAUUUUUCAAAACACAAAGUUCAUAAUGAUGUGAGAGUGAAAGCUAAGCAAAUGACAAUUUUCGGAAGAAAAACAAAGAAACAAAAUUUGAUUAUUAUGCAAGGCAGGCUUUCACGCAUAAAAAAGAGCUUUCACUCAGAAGAGCGAACAUUCGCUAAGAAGAGUGAGCUUUAACCUACGUAACUACUUAAAUUUUGAUGUAAUGCAAGCUUGACAGCACACAAGAAUACGAAAGAAAUCAUUUUGAAAGUAGUAAAUUUUUCAGAGCACAAAGUUCAUAAUUAUAUGAAAGUGAAAGCUACGCAAAUGAGAAUUUUCGCAACAAAAAAAAUUAAACACAAGUUGAUUAUUACGCAAGGCAAGCUUUCACUCCUAAAAAGGAGCUUUCACUUAGAGAAGUUAGCUUCCACUAAUAACAGUGAGCUUUCACCUCAAAGAGUGAACGAGCCCUCAGUUAGAGCCGUGAGUUUUUACUCAUAAGAAUGGGCUUUCACUAAGAAAAGUGAGCUUUCACUAAAAAAAAAGUGGCUUUUCGCUAAGAAAUUUCAGCUUUCACUCAACAAUGCUGAACUUUUGCUCACAGGUGCAAACUUUCAUAUGCAGAUUAAAAUUUGAACUCGAAAGUGAAAGUGAAAGCGAAAGUGAAACUGAAAGCUUUCACAUGCAAUCAAUCAGUUGCUUUCAGUAACAAAAAGAAAGCUUACACUUAACUUUAACAUAACUACACAUGUAAGCUUUCACACGCAAGUGUGAGCUGCCACUAAUGAGUACAAGCUUUCACACACAAAAUUUGCGCUUUCACUCAUCGCCACAAGCUUUCGUAAUUCUCUUAUUCACUCAUCAUUUGUCAUAGGUAUGUGCAGCACGCUUAAAACUCUUAAAUUCAUGUAUACAUUAUUUAUGUGUUGAUGUGCAUUAUUUCAAAAAAUAUAUAUACAUACGCGUGUAGGUACACAUACAUAUAAAACACAAUACAUACAAAAUUUAUUUGGUAUAUCUUAACGCCUUUUUGCGCACUUCAAAAUUCCAUUAUUUGCAAAAUUUCGAAAUGAUACAAUUUUACUUAACUUUUCUACGAGGGCAGCUAAAAAUUGUAGAAUUUUGCAAAUUUGUUAUUUUGAAAUGGAAAUAAAAAGAGCACAAGCUUUUAUAAUGGCGAAAAAAAAUCACAUGAGGCAUAACAAAAAAAAAAACUCCUAAAAAAAAUCAAACACUAAUAAAAAUGGAGGCGCACAAAUUUUGAAAGUGAA